Neltuma alba is the source of this 1780-nucleotide messenger RNA. RefSeq names its product probable protein phosphatase 2C 55. Gene Ontology annotation, molecular function: protein serine/threonine phosphatase activity. The record is from RefSeq and is a predicted model, not a curated record. Lineage: Eukaryota; Viridiplantae; Streptophyta; Magnoliopsida; Fabales; Fabaceae. Gene Ontology annotation, biological process: protein dephosphorylation. The transcript is spliced from 5 exons. The coding region runs from base 327 to 1571 and encodes 414 amino acids.
UAGGAGCCAAGGGUGGGCUUAGGUGCACGCGAAUUAGGUCUUGGCAUCGGAGGAACGAGAAGCUCCGACGGUGUAACAUUCAGGCCAUCAUCGGAGCUUCUUCCUCAACCUCUAAAAUCUGCCCGCGUUGCCCAUCUUUCGCUUCCUGCAUUUCGGAACUUUAUUUCUCGUCUCAAAGCUUUGGUGGAAAACUUCUUGCUCGUUAGGGAAUGAGAUUUUGUAAUCUGGGCAACAUCCUAGGUUUCCCCAAAAGAGAAACUGAAUGUUAGAACUCUGCAUAAGAGCUUAAGAAUCCUUCUGGUUAUCUAUCAAAGCUGAACGCUACCAUGUACUGUCGUUUUCGGGAAGGAAUAACUCGGCAACAAGGGCUGCGAUCUUUGCUAUAUAGACGUUCAUCUGCGUCUGUUUCUUCACUUUGUUCAACUUCAUAUAUAUCUCAUGCCAGUCCUUCCUUUUCAAGCCGUACGCCUAAAAGCAAAUCAAUGGCUGCUUCAACCUCCAAAUCUGUACUGCGAGGUGUUUGUGUCGAUGAUAUCUCCACUAGCUGUAGCAAUACGCUAGACUUCAAAAAGCCUGGUGCUGGUUGCUUUGUUGACAGAACUCGUAAAGGUUACCUAAAUAAUGCUCUUAAUACUAGGUAUUCGACUCUCGAUACUAUUUCAAGUUUUCCUCAUCGACCGUGGCUGAAGAAUUUCUCUGCUACAUUUUGUACUUCCUUCUUUGCUCGGGCAGCACACAAUGUCUCAUUUGACCGCAGCGCGUGUGAUGAACAGCUUGAAAAUUCCACCCCUACAGUAGCCCCAACAGUUGAUGGUGGCGAGACUUUGAAGCUAUUUUCAGGAUCUUGUUACUUACCACAUCCAGAUAAGGAGGAGACUGGUGGAGAAGAUGCUCAUUUUAUUUGCACUGAUGAACAAGCAUUUGGAGUUGCAGAUGGUGUAGGUGGUUGGGCAGAAGUUGGUGUUAAUGCGGGACUCUUUUCUCGUGAACUUAUGUCCAAUUCAGUAAGAGCAAUCCAAGACGAACCAAAAGGUUCUAUUAAUCCAGCGAGGGUGUUAGAGAAGGCUCACUCAAGUGCAAGAGCCAAGGGUUCAUCAACAGCCUGUAUAAUUGCCCUUGCUGAAAAGGAGCUGCAUGCUAUUAACUUGGGUGACAGUGGAUUCAUUGUGGUUAGAGAUGGAAGCACCAUUUUCAAGUCUCCUAUUCAACAGCAUGGCUUCAAUUUUACAUAUCAAUUAGAGAGUGGCGAUGGAGGUGAUCUACCCAGUUCUGGUGAGGUGUUUACAGUGCCUGUUGCUGGAGGAGAUGUUGUGAUUGCGGGAACGGACGGGUUAUUUGACAACUUAUACAAUAAUGAAAUUACAGCAGUCGUAGUACAUGCUGUUAGAACGGGACUUGAACCCCAAGUUACUGCGCAGAAGAUAGCAGCUCUGGCCCGUCAGCGUGCACUGGACAAAAACAGACAGACUCCGUUUUCUGCCGCUGCUCAAGAGGCCGGCUUCCGGUAUUAUGGUGGCAAGCUCGAUGACAUUACGGUUGUUGUAUCAUACAUAACCUCAGCAAACUCCUGAGUUCCUGUCCAUCAUGCUUUGGCUGUCUCUUGAUGAGUAUUUGUAUUUGUCACACUGCCGUGGCUCCUGUAUAAUAUUUUCAUUUUUGACCUCUUCACACGUGCUCCCUUGCUCCUCCUACUUUUUCUCCAGCAUGAGUUGCUCGAGAGAUGUAUAAAUAGGAAAUACAAGGAUAAGUAGUCCUUACAGUGCAGGGCUUUAUUUUUUUA